Molecule: messenger RNA, 1088 nt
Organism: Drosophila miranda
Lineage: Eukaryota; Metazoa; Arthropoda; Insecta; Diptera; Drosophilidae
Gene: Rab2
Product: ras-related protein Rab-2A
Exons: 4
Coding region: 127-768 (213 amino acids)
Cellular component (GO): Golgi apparatus
Molecular function (GO): GTP binding; GTPase activity
Source: RefSeq, a predicted model, not a curated record
GAUGGUUUCGCAGCACUAUCAUCCGUCAUCAUAAAUACGAACAGAACUUACAAGAAUUGCGUAUUAAUUGUAAAAUUACGAGAUCAUAGUUUCAAGAAGUGUGAUCUAAGCCAACCAGCUGCAACCAUGUCCUACGCAUACUUGUUCAAAUACAUUAUAAUUGGCGAUACUGGCGUCGGAAAAUCAUGUCUGCUGCUGCAGUUCACGGACAAGCGCUUUCAGCCGGUGCACGAUCUGACAAUUGGCGUGGAGUUUGGAGCACGCAUGAUCACGAUUGAUGGCAAACAGAUCAAGCUGCAAAUCUGGGACACAGCAGGCCAAGAGGCUUUCAGAUCAAUCACCCGCUCGUAUUAUCGUGGUGCUGCUGGGGCCUUGCUGGUGUACGACAUCACAAGGCGUGAGACCUUCAACCAUCUGACCACAUGGCUGGAGGACGCGCGCCAGCACUCGAACUCAAACAUGGUGAUCAUGCUCAUUGGCAACAAGAGCGAUCUGGACUCGAGGCGUGAGGUGAAAAAGGAGGAGGGCGAGGCAUUUGCCCGUGAGCAUGGACUGGUCUUCAUGGAGACAUCAGCGCGCACAGCGGCCAACGUGGAGGAGGCCUUCAUCAACACCGCCAAAGAGAUUUACGAGAAGAUACAGGAGGGAGUGUUCGAUAUAAACAAUGAGGCAAACGGCAUUAAAAUCGGCCAACAGCAUUCACCCACAAACCCCUCGCUGCCUGGGUCUGGCGGAGCAGCCGGCGCAGCAAACAGUGGCUGCUGCUAGGAGUAAGCGGCAGAUGCCUGCCAGCAACAUUGGGUAUAGACGUAGCCCGCUUCUGUAAAAGCUACUCUAGUGACUAACUAAUAGAAGGUACUAGCUGAGACACAGAUAUCUUGUUUUCUAACUUCAAAAGUAAACUAACCACAGGCAAAUCAAAUAGCAAACAAAACACACUAAGCGUAAUGUUAAAAUCAUUCAAUCCCACAACUACUACACUUGAGCUACGUUUUAAUUAAAAAACAACAGAUGCAAAAUACCAAACGAGAGAAUUGAAAAAUAAACCAAAACAGAUAACAUAUAGCAUUCGUAUGUGUAUGUGUAAA